This is a messenger RNA of Parnassius mnemosyne (clouded apollo), 786 nucleotides long. NCBI's taxonomy places the organism in Eukaryota, Metazoa, Arthropoda, Insecta, Lepidoptera, Papilionidae. The record is from the annotation of a GenBank genome assembly.
AUGGUAGCUAGUGUAGGUACUGUCGUUUGCCGACGAUAUAACUAUAAAAUAGUGAUUACUUUUAAAUCUAUAUUCCAGAUUUCUCUCCACGCAAUCAUUUGUGACGCCGCAUCACCAGCCACGAAAGAACUCAGAACCGGUGCACUACUACUUCCAGAAAAGAUCAUAGGUGGCGUGAUAGACAUCGUGCAUAGUCAUAAGAAUAAGCCUGUCGGCCAGCCGAUGUACCAGCAAGCUCCUCAAGGAUAUCCCCAGCAGUACCCCCAGUACCAGCAAUGGAAUGGCCAAAACAACUACCAAAACCCUGGACACUCUUCACAGUACCAAGGACAGUACAGUAAUUACGUCCAACAAAACGGUUACCAAGGUCCUAAUUACCCACAAAAUAGUGGGAGCUUCUCCGGUAAUUCUGGUCAAAUGUAUCCCGCCCAUCAAGGUUUUAGCAAUGCUCAAGGUCAGAACCAAGGACAAUAUCAAUCAAACUACCAACAGCCAAACGGACAGUAUCAGCAAACACACUUCCAAGCACAGCAAGGCACCGGCCAGUACCAGGGACCACACAAUGGCCAGUACUAUGGACAGACAACGCAAGUUUCCCAGGCAUCUGGUGCUGGACAGAUCGGCGGUGGAAGUCAAGGAUUUCAAGUACCUGGUGGCGGCCAAGUUAGCGGUGGCGGUGCCCCUGUACCCACCUGUGUCUGCCAGACAUGGACAAAGCCGCAGUCCGACCUGAUGAAGGGCAGUCCUGUAAUAGAGAAAAUCGAUAAUUAUCAAGAUCAACAAUGA